CAGCAAUAUCUCAAGCAGCUUUUCUCUGAAAUCACGUUGCACUCAUCCAGUCAACGGCGCCAUGAAGAUUGCGUUCACUCAAGCCUUCUGGGCCACCUCUGUCGCGUGGACAGUCUCAGCUGCCCCUUCAAGCUCUGAAGCAUUUUUGGAGAAGCGCCAAUAUUCGACCGCGCCCCUGGAUAAUGAACGUGGGUACUAUCCAAUCGAGAUCUGCGAACAUAUCAGUUUUGGGGGGUGCAAACCGGCCAGCGGCGAGUGGGGUGUCUGUGUCAACUUCGACAAGACUAUGAUGCAAGACAGGAUCAGCAGUCUCAAAACUCAGCAUAGACGCUGCAUCUUUUUCGAGCACACGCACUGCUGGGGCAAGCAAGGGGAAUACAAGGGCGAUGUUCCGUGGGUUGGUCCCGAGCUGAACGACCUCUUCUCCUCGUAUAUCUGCUUUCCCAACUAAGUUGGUGGCCGCUGAGUACACAGACUGGUGCACAGCAGCUUCCAGGCCCUCUGUGAUGAACGGUAGCUUGUUUAUUCCUGGUAUACACCGUUACUAGUAG
This is a messenger RNA of Pyricularia grisea, 551 nucleotides long. RefSeq lists its product as uncharacterized. The record is from RefSeq and is a predicted model, not a curated record. Lineage: Eukaryota; Fungi; Ascomycota; Sordariomycetes; Magnaporthales; Pyriculariaceae. The coding region runs from base 62 to 451 and encodes 129 amino acids. The transcript is spliced from 4 exons.